Pseudogymnoascus destructans is the source of this 1420-nucleotide messenger RNA. It is a transcript of the gene BET3, whose product is annotated as transport protein particle 22 kDa subunit. Gene Ontology annotation, cellular component: TRAPP complex; cis-Golgi network membrane; cytosol. Lineage: Eukaryota; Fungi; Ascomycota; Leotiomycetes; Thelebolales; Thelebolaceae. The record is from RefSeq and is a predicted model, not a curated record. The transcript has 4 exons. Bases 47 to 625 code for a protein of 192 amino acids. Gene Ontology annotation, biological process: intra-Golgi vesicle-mediated transport; endoplasmic reticulum to Golgi vesicle-mediated transport.
CUUUGAUAUAACACUUUGACGUACGCACGAGGUACUUGCACCAACGAUGGCGUCCAACAAAGCUGCAAGAGUUGGCGAAGAGGUGUGGAAGAGCCGGAUAGAUAAAGUCAAUGCCGAGCUCGUUACCCUCACAUACGGCACAAUUGUUGCGCAGCUAUGCCGCGACUACGAGGGGGACUACGUCGAAGUGAACAAGCAGCUGGACAAGAUGGGCUACAACAUCGGACUGCGCCUGAUCGAGGACUACCUCGCAAAAUCGAACUCGAUGCGCAGGUGUUCGAACUUCAAAGAGACAGCCGACAUGAUCUCAAAGGUCGGCUUCAAGAUCUUCCUCAACAUCACACCGACAGUGACAAACUGGACGACAGACAGCAAACAGUUCUCGCUGAUUUUUGAGGAGAACCCGCUGGCGGACUUUGUCGAGCUACCCGACGACGGGCGCGCGCAGGAGGAGCUCUGGUUCUCGAAUAUCUUCUGCGGGGUACUGAGGGGCGCACUGGAGAUGGUACAGAUGCAGGUCGAGGCGCAUUUUAUCAGCGAUGUGCUGAAGGGGAAUGACACGACGGAGAUGCGGAUAUCGCUAAUACGGUACAUUGAUGAUGAGAUGCCGGCGGAUGAUGAGUGAGGAGUGGUUGAUGCUUUUUGUGGAGUUUCGGCGCUAGAUAUAGUUCAUGGCAUGGCAGGGCUAUGGCUAAGGGAUGUUUUUGGUAGGUACGCCUUGAUAGAGCUCCACCGAAUGGAAUCGUGUUCUACAAUUCUGGGCUAUGCUUCCGCCUCUUUGCUGGUGGUUUGGUAGUUGUGAUCGUUACGCCUAUCUUGCUUCUUUGUAGGUAUGAGAAAGACUGUCCGUGAGCUACGCUAUUGAUUUGCCUAGACUAAAUAAAUUAACAUCUAAUCUAAAUAGGAGAAUACCUUUGUAUAGGUCGUGAGCGAAGUAAUCAUUUAGCAAGGCGGCCUUCGCGUCGGGAGGUGUGUCCUUCCUUCAUCUUGGUCUUGCGUAACUCUUCUCGAAAUCUUUAACAAAAGUCGUGGGCGAAUCUGUCGUUUUAUCAGUGUUCGGCACGGAUACCAAUAUACCCGUGGUAUCCGGGUAUAUCCUCGAGUAUAUACCUACCCGGCGAUAUUUUAGGAGUAUCCGGCGUAUCCGGAUACUCUCGAGUAUAUAUCCGGAUACAUGCCAAGAAUAGCCAAGCGCAGCCAAGACCUCUUUUUUCCAACGUCGUGAGAUCUAUAUUGAUGCUGUAUAAAGUGAUAAUUAUCCUCAGAAUGAGCGACUCGUCGUUAUCAGAUAUACCAACGGAGCCUGAGGGCUAUAAUAGCUAUGAUACUCAUAAUGAGCCAAGUCUGCCAACGCUGCCGCCCCCUAUUCAUAUUCAACAGGAUAUUAAUCCUACACCGCUCCGGCUUCAGCCUCCAGGAC